Messenger RNA from Sander lucioperca (pikeperch), 813 nucleotides. Its product is annotated as fibronectin type III domain-containing protein 1-like. The record is from RefSeq and is a predicted model, not a curated record. Lineage: Eukaryota; Metazoa; Chordata; Actinopteri; Perciformes; Percidae. The coding region runs from base 19 to 531 and encodes 170 amino acids. The transcript has 2 exons.
AAAACUCCCAUUCCCACAAUGCAUCCUGCUACAGUUCCCAUGGUAACUGCUGAGGAUCAGAGUCCCAGGACGUCUGCCGUCCCAGAGUUCCCCACGACGACCACGACUUCUACAACUACAAAACGUACAAGAAAAACUGCUCCGCCACAUUUAUUCAAAAAGAAAACUCCAGCUCCCACAAUGCCUGGGAAAACUCCAACUCCCACAAUGCAUCCUGCUACAGUUCCCGUAGUUAUGAGGACGUCCGCUAUUCCAGCAAUCUUUAACGCCACGUCUUCCCCGAACACGGCACCAGGGGGGCGGGGCCUGGAGACUGACCAGGUGCUCUCUAAGCGGGAGAACAACUCUGUUGACGAGGUCCCGUACCGCAUCGUGGGAUUGGACGGCGGCGGCAGCGGCCAGGGACAGCAGAACUACUUUGUGCCUCGGCGCACCCCGCCGCUCCGCGAGCGAACACAAAACAAACGCAUCCAGCAGCUUCUGAACGAGAAGCGGCGCAGAGAGGGCAGGACGCACGCUGCACGUACGUGAACAUAUACAGCGCUCACUCGUUAUGACGCAUGUGCAGCUUGCUCGCUUCCUGCCGACGCUAACGAGCUCUUAACGAGGAACAGACUGCAACCCCCCCCCCCCCCAUGUUUCCCCAAAUGUUGUUUUCACCUGAAAAAUAAAAUGGUGUAUUUUAUUGGUUGCACUUGUUUCUAUCAUUACAAAAAAUAAUAAAGCAAAAUAAUCAUCUUAAAAUAGAAGAUAUACUGACUCUCGUUUCCCCUCUCAUUCCCCCUGCUCUGGUGUUUCCCCCUCUCAUUCCCC